Marmota monax (woodchuck) is the source of this 963-nucleotide messenger RNA. It is a transcript of the gene Tmem225b, whose product is annotated as transmembrane protein 225B. The transcript is spliced from 4 exons. Gene Ontology annotation, biological process: negative regulation of phosphatase activity. The coding region runs from base 41 to 817 and encodes 258 amino acids. NCBI's taxonomy places the organism in Eukaryota, Metazoa, Chordata, Mammalia, Rodentia, Sciuridae. The record is from RefSeq and is a predicted model, not a curated record.
UUAAGCAAGACAAAGAAAUCCCCAUGGACAAGCCUCACCUAUGUGCCAUGCGCAGUGCCUGCAUUUCCACGGUCAUCAUUUCCUUCACCCUGAGCCACGGGAGGAUGUGGAGAAGUCCCACCUCUGCCAUCACUUUUCCCUUGCACAGGUGAUGCUGACUUUAGAGGACAAGAACAUGAAGGGACUCACCUGGGCCAUAGUCCUGGUCUUGACCUCCCUGGGCUACCUGCUCAUACUGCUGGUCUCCAUCUUUCCCUUCUGGGUGCGGCUCAUGGACGAGGAGACCCAGGAUGUGUUUUUCAGUGGCCUGUUUGAGAACUGCUUCCAUAUCAAAUGCUGGAAGCCUCGACCCUUAUCCAUCUACAUCCUCCUGGGCCGGUUCUUCCUGAUCUCUGCAGUUAUCUUGGCUUUCCUCACCAUCUUCCUCACGGUGUCCUCUGCGUCUGAACUCUUCCCAAGGACUUGGAAGCACAAUGUUGUGUCAGCCACUGUCAGCUUCCUCACAGGGAUCUGUGCCUUCCUGGCCAUGUUGCUGCAUGCCCUGGAGAUCCGGGAUCUGAGGAUGAAGCCCAGUCCACCACAGUUCUCCAUGCAGUGGCCUUACUACAUCCUGGGCUUUGACAUCCUUCUGUUCCUGGUGGCUGGUGCCAUUUGCCUUUCUCAAGGAAAAAUCUGCCUUAGAUGUCGCUUGUUGCCCAUUUACCAGAGCACUGAAGAUGUCCAGGGGACCCUACACUUGGAAAAGCUGGAAAGCUUGGGAGGAAAACUGAGCUGGGUACAAAAGGAGACCCAGCUGAGGGAAGCAACAGUUAUCUAGCCCAGGACAUUGUCUCUGCCCUUCCUGAAGCUGUGUGGCGACGCUUGCAGGUGUGUGCGGCAACUCCUUCUCUGCCAGUCUCUGCUGCCUUGAGGAGCUGUAGCAUCAAGCCAACCUUCCACGCCCUGGCACGCACAGACAGUCCA